This is a messenger RNA of Staurois parvus, 315 nucleotides long. NCBI's taxonomy places the organism in Eukaryota, Metazoa, Chordata, Amphibia, Anura, Ranidae. The record is from the annotation of a GenBank genome assembly.
UCAUGCUGCUGCCAGGUCCAAGAAGUGUGUCAUGGGUCCCUGUACGGCCUCCCAUUGCUGCUGUCUCCAUCGCCACAUCUCUGCCAUGUGCCACUUUCAGGUCUCCUCACACUGCUGGUGGGUUCCAUUUUGUCAUAGGGUGCUGUUAUGGCCUCCCAUUGGCAGGCCCGUAAUCGGGCCCCCCGUACCGAUUGCAUGCAUGCUGCCAGGGCCCGUAAUCUGUCAUGGGCCCCCCAGUAUACCGCCUCCUCAUGCUGCUGCCAAAAAUGGUCCCGAGUGUUCAUGGGUCCUCUAACGGCCGUCCCAUUACUGCUG